GUGAUAGAGGAAGAGGAAGAGAAGGAGGAGAAGAAGCGACGUCGUCAGUCAUGACGGAGAGGCAAAAUUCAUUGGAGGGUAUAACGGACCUACAGGACACUGUCACUCCGUUUGGGGUGCAGUUGAGGGGGAAAUACAAGAGGACUGGCGCCUACGCAGCAUUCAAUGAUAGAGUACCAGUGAUUCUGACACGUGUUAUAGACUCGCUGAGUCGUGACAAGGAUGAAAUCGUUAAGAAGUACGGAAAGCUUUCUGGGGAAGACGUCAAGCAGGUGAUCGGGUACAUCAGUAAACUGAAAAACGAGAUCGUCACCAACAAGCCGUUCAUCCCACUGGUUUGCUUGCCCGAUGGAAGCUCUGAGGAUUUGAAAAACAUAAAAAUGUGGAACGACUAUCUGGAGGAGCGCACAAAAAUUGAGGGUAAAGUACCAGCUUGGUACAAUACAGUUGCGCUUUACGCCGAAUGCUACGCGUACCGCAGAGUCACAGAGGGUUUCAAGCUCACGAAAACGUUGCGCUCCUACGAUCCUUUCGCUAAACAGAAAGAAGAGUCAUUCGACGGUUCUGUAGCUAGCGCCAUUGCCGUAGCAAAUUACACUCUGAGUCAGGUCGAGAGAGCGCAGCAGGCCUCUUCGGCAGAGCUAAAACACGAGCUGGCCAAGUUCCUGAGAUUAUCGCUAUGGGGCAACAGAUGUGACCUGUCGCUCAGCGGGGGAGCUGAGAAUGGCCAGAUUGGAAACCCUCUCGAGCUUUUAAAUGCUCUUGAGAAAGACGUUCUGGUUGACGACACGAACUUCGUCUGGGACGUGCUGGUCAAGGCUCAAAAGAACGGCGGCUUGGUAUUGGUCGAUAUAGUGCUAGACAACGCAGGCUACGAACUGUUCACAGACCUUUGUUUAGCCACUUUCUUGACUGCUCACAAAAUCGCAAAGAAAAUACGUAUAUAUGUGAAAGACUUGCCUUGGUUCAUCAGCGAUGUAACAACAAAUGAUUUUCACUGGAUGAUAGAGCGCAUGAUCGAGCUAUCGAAUCCGGAUCUAAACCAGCUUGGAAAAUUGAUCAAGAGUUAUCUGGAGAGCGGAGCGUGGUCUGUUGAGAAGGACGCGUUCUGGACGAGCCCAUUUCCUUUUCUGGAAAUGUCCCAGAAGGAUCCAGCGUUGUACGCCAAACUAUCGGAAGCAAAUUUACUCGUAAUCAAGGGUGAUUUGAACUACAGAAAAUUGACCGGGGAUGUUAACUGGGAAUACAGUACAAACUUCCUCGAAGCGACCAAAGGAUUUUCACCGACAAAUUUCGUCAGCUUACGUUCCAUCAAGUCGAAUACGUGUGCGGGAUUGAAAUCUGAGCAAGGCCAGUAUCUCGACAAAACAGAUCCUAACUGGAUGCUCAGCGGGCAGUACGGUCUCAUUCAGGGAACGAUCGACGCCUGCAUUUGUAGUAAAACAAGUUCCUGAUCCCCCCCUCCAUCCUUAGUUCAAU
Messenger RNA from Diprion similis, 1479 nucleotides. Its product is annotated as damage-control phosphatase ARMT1-like. The transcript is spliced from 6 exons. Gene Ontology annotation, molecular function: phosphatase activity. The record is from RefSeq and is a predicted model, not a curated record. The coding region runs from base 51 to 1454 and encodes 467 amino acids. Lineage: Eukaryota; Metazoa; Arthropoda; Insecta; Hymenoptera; Diprionidae. Gene Ontology annotation, cellular component: cytoplasm; nucleus. Gene Ontology annotation, biological process: DNA damage response.